This is a messenger RNA of Rhodotorula graminis WP1, 776 nucleotides long. RefSeq lists its product as uncharacterized. NCBI's taxonomy places the organism in Eukaryota, Fungi, Basidiomycota, Microbotryomycetes, Sporidiobolales, Sporidiobolaceae. The annotation marks the transcript as partial. The transcript has 4 exons. The record is from RefSeq and is a predicted model, not a curated record.
CCGCGCAUCGUUCCUUCUCUCUAUCAGUACCAGCCCUCUGCACCUCUCAGUCGCCAUGUUCGCCCGCUCCGCCCUCCGCACGACCUGCCGCCAGGUUCGCCAGCAGACCGCUCGCCAGACCCGCGGCAUGGCGCACAACCACCACACCGGCGUCGCCCCGGCCAAGUCGGACCUGCCUUGGAUCGUCGGCUCGGCGCUCGUCUUUGUCCCCUUGUUCAUCAGCCUCACGUCGCCGCCCGAGAUGAUGAAGCACGCGACGUCGCCGGCGCACCCGGACAAGCACCACGACGUGCCGGCGUCGCGCAAGGCGACCGAGUCCGAGGACGCGGCCGACAAGGAGCCGAGCCCGAGCCACGCCGCGGCCGCCGAGGCCAACCAGGCCGAGGAGGAGAGCCACAGCGAUGCGGCCGAGGCGCAGCCGGAGCAGGAGGGCAAGGACGAGGAGAGCGUCGCCGAGGGCAAGAAGGUCGACACGGAGGACGCCCCGACGCCGGCCAACGCUGCGACCGACGACGAGAAGCUCGAGGCUACGCCCGAGGCCAAGGCUGCUGCGAAGGAGAGCCAGCCCGGCAAGCAGGAGAAAAUCUCGUCGGCCAUUGCCGAGUCGAAGGAGGAGGAGGCCAAGAAGGACUCGGACGAGUAACCGUCUCGAGCGAGAACGAGCCGUCGGCGAGUGGGUGUCGAGUCGGCCGGCGUGGGAGGACGGCGCACCCGAACGCGAGGAGUGUCAAAAGGAGUAGAAGCGCACAGCCGUACAUUUUCCGUUCGUCUCAGUC